This is a messenger RNA of Danaus plexippus (monarch butterfly), 591 nucleotides long. It is a transcript of the gene Chrac-14, whose product is annotated as DNA polymerase epsilon subunit 3. NCBI's taxonomy places the organism in Eukaryota, Metazoa, Arthropoda, Insecta, Lepidoptera, Nymphalidae. The transcript has a single exon. The record is from RefSeq and is a predicted model, not a curated record. Gene Ontology annotation, cellular component: CHRAC; epsilon DNA polymerase complex. Gene Ontology annotation, biological process: DNA damage response; heterochromatin formation; leading strand elongation. Bases 83 to 442 code for a protein of 119 amino acids. Gene Ontology annotation, molecular function: chromatin DNA binding; protein heterodimerization activity.
UUGUGUUUGGCAAAUUGGCGGUUGUUUGUUACCUGUUCAGUUAGAAUAAACAUGUGCUGAGUUUUCUUAUUUUAUUUACAUUAUGGCUGAAAAACUCGAGGACCUCAACCUCCCACUUACUGUGGUUACUAGAAUUGUCAAAGAAGCCCUGCCUGACGGUGUAGCGAUAUCAAAAGAAGCUAGAACCGGUCUCGCUAAAGCCGCUUCGGUUUUCGUUUUAUAUGUAACCUCAGCAGCGACGAAUAUAGUAAAAAACAACAAAAGAAAAGCAUUAACUGGCCAGGACGUGUUGGAAGCGAUGGCAGACAUAGAAUUCGAUCGGUUUGUAGAACCAUUGAAAGAAGCGUUAGAACAAUAUAAACAAGUGGCAUUUGCGAAAAAACAAGCUUCGGGGAAGAAAAAGGAUGAGACUGAGGAUGUGGAAAUGGCUGAAGAUGAAUAAUAUUAAAUACGAAGAAAGAGACUUCAAAGUGAUAUUAAGUGGUUUUGUACAUAAGUUGUUCGUUUAUUAUAUGAUAUGAAGGACCAUGUUUAAAAAUUCGUUAUAUGGUUUGAAGUAAAUAAAACAUCGGUAAUUUUUCAUUUACUUUA